Messenger RNA from Panicum hallii, 2663 nucleotides. RefSeq lists its product as uncharacterized. The transcript has a single exon. Lineage: Eukaryota; Viridiplantae; Streptophyta; Magnoliopsida; Poales; Poaceae. The coding region runs from base 1113 to 2522 and encodes 469 amino acids. Gene Ontology annotation, biological process: positive regulation of growth. The record is from RefSeq and is a predicted model, not a curated record.
GCCAUGCUCCCCGUGGCCCGGAUGGGGACAAAGGUACGCUGGUGGUGUGGUCAAAAUUCAAAAAGGCGCCAGCCCCUGGCCCCUCCUUUCCCAAGUGACGACGCCCGGCCGGGUGGUUUCCACGUGACGGCGUCUGGUGGCGCGCCUCUCUUUUGGCUGGCUCCCGUCCAUCGCCAUCGGCAUCAACAGGGGCGACGCACUCGCUGCCGAGCACGAUUAUUGACGUGCACUGCAGAUGGAAAGGGCACGAGCAGGACCAGAACGGCGGCAUGAAAAAGGUCUUCGAUUUCCAGUGGGUAGAAUCUGCGCAGCGCUCCCUGCACGGUGCGCCUCUUUUUUCCCGAGCGCACUUACGGGGGGAGAAAACGACGGCCAUUACUCGUGACCCGGGAGUGAGGCGACAUGUUGGGACGCCCCUCCACAUGCUGCUCCAGUGCCAUCGGCCCAUCGCCAGGGACGCGUCGUGGACGUGGAUCGGAUCGGACAUGUUCCAGCGAGACGAGGAAAAGACUCGGGACGGGGAGCGAAGCGUCGCCGUCGCCGAAGACUUGCGCCGCGGAUCCCGGUCAGUCUCCGGCCGGGCCGGCCCCGUCGCUUCUUUCUUUAAUCCAGAAGGAAUGCGAGGCAUGUUGCUGAGGGGUAGGGGAGGGAGCUGUGCUGUAGCGCGCCUCGCCUGCAUCUGCAUGCGGUCGAACUCGAAGAACCGGCCAGCGGCCCGCUGCCGGCGCGCACAUGGCCGCCUGGGAUUUGCCUCCUGCGUGGGCGACUUCGCCUCUCGUCUCUUGACCCGCGCUGCCGGCCGCGUCGCGCGCUCGAGCUGCCGACUGCUCUUCGCUCUUCGGCCGGCUUCGCCUGCUGCGUAGGAGCUUGCUUGCUUAGCUUAGCUCUGCUCUUUGCUGUUAAACGCGUUGAGUUCGCGUCCACGUGAGAAUUCGUGACUCAUCUCAUACGUAUGAUCUCUCGCCAUUCUCGAACUGGGAAGCACUAUAAAAAUCCAUUCAGCCGCCGCCGCCGCUGCUGCAAAGGUCAACCACAAACAGAGAUCAGUUGCUUGCUUGUUUGUUUCUUUGAUAUUCCUACUACAUACAAGGCGAGUGGUUUGGUUUCCGGCCAUGCUGGCCAAGUCGUGGCUCGCCGACCUGCGAUCGCGGCUCGGCGCCGGGGCCAGGGCCGACGGGCUCGGCAUCCUGGCCUUCGAGGCGGCGGCCACCAUGUCGCGGCUCGUGUCCCUCCACCGGACGCUGUCCGACGCGGAGUUCCGGAGGCUCCGCGCCGACGGCCUGCGCGCCGAGGGCGUCGCGCGCCUGACGUCCGCGGACCAGAGCCUCCUGCUCCGCCUCGCGUGCGGCGAGCUCGUGGCGGACCUCGACCGCGCCGCCGCCGCCGUCGCGCGCCUCGGCGCGCGGUGCGCCUGCGCGGAGGCCCCGGCCCCGCUCCUGCGGGACUUCGACCGCCUCUACGCCGAGGCCAAGCGGGGCCGCCUCGCGCAGCUGGACGCCGCGGUCGGCUUCUCCAGGGGCGCCGGGAAGCGGUUCCGGAAGAUGGAGCGCCACGUGGCCGCGGCCGCGAAGCUGUACGAGGAGAUGGACGCGCUCAGGGAGCUGGAGGCGUCGGAGCGGCGGAUGGAGAACUGGAGGCAGCACAGCGGGCCCAUCCCGGCGCAGCCGGCGCAGGGCAAUAAGAAGCCAGCGGCCGAGCCCGGCGAGAAGCUGAUGCGCGCGCUUAGGGCGCAACGGCACAAGGUGCGACGGCUCAUGGAGGGAUCGCUCUGGAGCGUCGACGCCGGCAAGGCAGCGAAGCUCAUGGCCAAGUCGGUGCUCGCCGUGCUCGCGCGCAUCUCCAUUGCCUUUGGCGCUUUCGUCUCAGGGCUCCCGUCUCUAACGGUGGGGCGCGCGUGGCCGCCCGGCCGCUCGUCCGGCCUGUUGCACCGGUCGGCGGCGCCUGGCGCUGCGCUCCGGCACUCAGCUCCCAUCUUCGGCCAGAAAGACACCGCCAUGUCCGUACUGGAAUCGAUCAAGCCAUCAGCGAGCACGGUCGGCGGGUCGGGCAUGGAGCUGCGGUACGCGAACGUGAUCCUGUCCGUCGAAACGCUGCUCGCGGCGCUGAGGCCGCCGGCAGGUGACGGCGAGGAAGGCACGAUCGACCUGUCCAGGAGAGACGGACUUUACAAGAUGCUGCCCGUGAGCAUCCGCGAGGCCGUGAACGCGAAGCUGAGAGAGAGCUGGAGAGGGCAGCGGGUGGACGAGGAGGCCGCGGCAGCGUCGAGGGGCGAAGCGGAGGCCGUGCUGCGGUGGCUGGGCCCGAUGGCGCGCGACACCGUGCGGUGGAGCGACGAGCGGAGCAUGGAGCAGGGGCAGCGGUUCAGCAUGCAGCCGCGCGCGCUGAUGGUGCAGACGCUGCACUUCGCUGACCGGAAAAAGGCGGAUGCGGCGAUCGUCGAUGUGCUCGUCCGCCUCAGCUGCGUGUGCUGGUACGAAGAUGAGCGGCGCCGGCUGGAGUCUGUGGACUGGAACGACGAGUAGCAGCUUCUGAUUUGUGAUUUCUGAGCGGCGGAUCGUGGAUUUUAGCGUGUGUGAACAUUAUUACGAGGCAUCUGUACAUAACUACAUGUGCACUAGGUGAUAGUACAAAACAACUGAUUUGAUGUUUCUGCUGCGGGGAAA